Molecule: messenger RNA, 2033 nt
Organism: Sciurus carolinensis (gray squirrel)
Lineage: Eukaryota; Metazoa; Chordata; Mammalia; Rodentia; Sciuridae
Gene: Mcoln1
Product: mucolipin TRP cation channel 1
Exons: 14
Coding region: 119-1861 (580 amino acids)
Cellular component (GO): plasma membrane; lysosomal membrane
Molecular function (GO): NAADP-sensitive calcium-release channel activity
Source: RefSeq, a predicted model, not a curated record
GCUGAUGCGGGAGGGUUUGAAGCUGCGCCGCGAGGGAGCGAGGCCGCAGUGACAGCGGCGGGCGCUCGGACCCAGGCUGCCCGGCCGCGCGCCCGCGCCCCGCGCCCCGCGCCCCGGCAUGGCAGCCCCGGCGGGCCGGCGCAGCUCAGAGACCGAGCGACUCUUGACCCCCAACCCUGGGUAUGGGACCCAGGCAGGGACUUUGCCAGCCCCUUCGACCCCCCCAGAGGAGGAAGACCUCCGCCGCCGGCUCAAGUACUUUUUCAUGAGUCCCUGUGACAAGUUCCGGGCUAAGGGCCGCAAGCCUUGCAAGUUGAUGCUACAGGUGGUCAAGAUCCUGGUGGUCACUGUGCAGCUCAUCCUGUUCGGGCUCAGCAACCAGCUGGCGGUGACAUUCCGGGAGGAGAAUACCAUCGCCUUCCGGCACCUCUUCCUGUUGGGCUACUCAGACGGAGCGGAUGAAACCUUCGCAGCCUAUACGAGGGAGCAGCUCUACCAGGCCAUCUUCCACGCUGUGGACCAGUACCUGAUGCUGCCCGAGGUGUCGCUGGGCCGCUACGCCUAUGUUCAGGGUGGGGGUGGCCCUUGGGCCAACGGCUCAGCGCUGGCUCUCUGCCAGCGGUACUACCACCGUGGCCACGUGGACCCAGCCAACGACACCUUUGACAUUGACCCAAUGGUUGUCACUGACUGCAUCCAGGUGGAUCCCCCCGAGAGACCCCCUGUGCCCCCCAGUGACGAUCUCGCCCUCUCCGACGGCAGCUCCAGUUACAAGAACCUCACGCUCAAAUUCCACAAGCUGAUCAACGUCACCAUCCACUUCCAGCUGAAGACCAUCAACCUCCAGAGCCUCAUCAAUAAUGAGAUCCCUGACUGCUACACCUUCAGUGUCCUGAUCACAUUUGACAACAAGGCACACAGCGGGCGGAUUCCCAUCCGCCUGGACACCCAGGCCCACAUCCAGGAGUGUAAGCACCCCAGUGUCUCCAGACAUGGAGACAACAGCUUCCGACUCCUGUUUGACGUGGUGGUCAUCCUCACUUGCUCUCUGUCCUUCUUGCUGUGUGCUCGCUCGCUGCUCCGUGGCUUCCUGCUGCAGAACGAGUUCGUCGGGUUCAUGUGGCGGCAACGCGGACGGGUGAUCAGCCUGUGGGAGCGGCUAGAAUUUGUGAAUGGCUGGUACAUCUUGCUCGUCACCAGCGAUGUGCUCACCAUCUCAGGCACCAUCAUGAAGAUCGGUAUCGAGGCGAAGAACCUGGCGAGCUAUGACGUCUGCAGCAUCCUCCUGGGCACCUCCACGCUGCUCGUCUGGGUUGGCGUCAUCCGCUACCUGACCUUCUUCCACAAGUACAACAUCCUCAUUGCCACGUUGCGGGUGGCUCUGCCCAGCGUCAUGCGCUUCUGCUGCUGCGUGGCCGUCAUCUACCUGGGCUAUUGCUUCUGCGGCUGGAUCGUGUUGGGGCCCUACCACGUGAAGUUCCGCUCGCUGUCGAUGGUGUCUGAGUGCCUGUUUUCGCUCAUCAACGGGGACGACAUGUUCGUGACGUUUGCGGCGAUGCAGGCGCAGCAGGGCCGCAGCAGCCUGGUGUGGCUCUUCUCCCAGCUCUACCUCUACUCCUUCAUCAGCCUCUUCAUCUACAUGGUGCUCAGCCUCUUCAUUGCACUUAUCACGGGCGCCUACGACACCAUCAAGCACCCGGAUGGUGCUGGUGCAGAAAAGAGUGAGCUCCAAGCCUACAUCGCACAGUGCCAGGACAGCCCCACCUCUGGCAAGUUCCGCCGCGGGAGUGGCUCAGCCUGCAGCCUGCUCUGCUGCUGUGCAAGGGAUGCCUCGGAGGACCAUUCGCUGCUGGUGAAUUGACUCCACCAUGACUGCCCCUGGACUUUAUCCUGCACUGCGGGAACCCCUGCUUAUUUAUUUUUAGAAUUUGCUUUUAAGAAUUGGCUCUCUGUCGCGCCCUGUGAGGGCCUGGGUCAGUCAGGUCGGACACCGGGAAGGGGAGGGAAGAGGGUGAUGUUAAAUAAAUGGGAAA